AUGUCUAACACUACAAAGGUUUUGGAUCCUGCAUUCCAUGGAGUGGGUCAAAGAUUAGGAACUGAAAUAUGGAGGAUUGAGAAUUUUCAACCAGUUCCAUUGCCCAAAUCUGAAUAUGGGAAAUUCUACAUGGGAGAUUCAUACAUCGUCUUGCAGACAACACAAGGCAAAGGAGGUGCUUAUUUUUAUGAUUUAUACUUCUGGAUUGGAAAGGAUACAAGUCAGGAUGAGGCUGGAACAGCCGCCAUUAAAGCUGUUGAACUUGACACAGCUCUUGGAGGACGAGCUGUGCAACACAGAGAGAUUCAGGGACAUGAGUCUGACAAUUUUUUGUCAUAUUUUAGGCCAUGUAUUAUACCAUUAGAGGGGGGUGUUGCAUCUGGAUUUAGAAAACCUGAAGAAGAGGAGUUUGAAACACGUUUGUAUGUAUGCAGAGGGAAAAGAGUUGUCAGAUUGAAACAGGUCCCGUUUGCAAGAUCUUCAUUGAACCAUGAUGAUGUGUUCAUUCUUGACACCGAUAAUAAGAUUUAUCAAUUCAAUGGGGCAAAUUCCAACAUUCAGGAAAGAGCCAAGGCUUUGGAAAUUAUACAGUUUCUGAAAGAAAAAUAUCAUGAAGGGAAAUGUGAUGUUGCAAUUGUUGAUGAUGGAAAGUUAGACACUGAGUCAGAUUCAGGUGAAUUUUGGGUCCUCUUUGGUGGUUUUGCUCCCAUUGCAAAAAAGGUAAUCAGUGAGGAUGAUAUCAUUCCAGAGGAAAUUCCUGCUCAGCUGUAUGGUAUCAUUAAUGGUGAAGUCAAGUCCAUGGAAGAUGAACUUUCUAAAUCACUUUUGGAGAACAACAGGUGCUAUUUACUGGACUGUGGUUCUGAGAUAUUUAUUUGGUUUGGCCGGGUAACACAAGUGGAAGAACGAAAAGCAGCUUGCCAGGCAGCUGAGGAGUUUGUUUCAAGCCAAAAUAGGCCAAAAUCUACAAGGAUAACAAGGAUUACUCAAGGUUAUGAGACACGUUCAUUUAAGUCCAACUUUGAUUCUUGGCCAUCAGUAUCUGCUGGUCCUGUCGCCGAUGAGGGAAAGGGAAAAGUUACAGCAUUGCUAAAGCAACAAGGGAUGGGUGUCAAAGGCAUGACAAAAAGUACCCUGGUAAAUGAGGAAAUUCCACAUUUGCUUGAAGAAGGUGGAAAGAUGGAGGUAUGGAGAAUCAAUGAAAGUGCUAAGACCUCAUUGCCGAAGGAGGAUAUUGGCAAAUUUCAUAGUGGAGAUUGUUACAUUGUACUGUACACAUACCAUUCUGGUGAGAGGAAAGAAGAUUACUUCUUGUGCUGCUGGUUUGGCAAAGACAGCAUUGAGGAGGACCAAACACUGGCUUUGAAACUGGCUAAUACAAUGUCCAACUCUUUGAAGGGUAGACCUGUUCAGGGUCGAAUAUUCGAAGGUAAAGAGUCACCACAAUUUGUUGCUCUUUUCCAACCCAUGGUAGUCCUUAAGGGAGGUUUGAGCACUGGAUAUAAACAAUUUGUAGCAGACAAAGGUUUAUCAGAUGAGACAUACACGGAAGAAUCUACCGCGCUUAUCCGAAUUUCUGGAACUUCCAUCCAUAACAAUAAAGCAGUGCAAGUUGGUGCAGUGCCAUCGUCAUUGAAUUCUACCGAAUGUUUUGUCCUGCAAUCUGGCUCUACAAUUUUCACUUGGCAUGGGAAUCAGUGUUCCAUUGAACAGCAGCAGCUAGCAGCAAAGGUCGCAGAAUUUCUAAGACCAGGUGUUCCUUUAAAGCAUGCUAAAGAAGGUACAGAAAACUCAGCUUUCUGGCUUCCACUAGGAGGAAAACAAAGUUACACUAGCAAGAAAGUUACUAAUGAGGUAGAGGAGGUUUACAACUUCUCCCAAGAUGAUUUGUUAACAGAGGAUAUCCACAUACUGGACACACAUGCAGAAGUGUUUGUUUGGAUUGGUCAGUGUGUUGACCCAAAGGAAAAGCAAAAUGCUUUUGAAAUUGGCCAGAAAUACAUAGAUGUGGCUGCAUCUCUGGAGGGACUAUCUCCACGAGUACCCUUAUAUAAAGUAACAGAAGGGAAUGAACCUUUCUUUUUCACAACAUACUUUUCAUGGGAUUGGGAUCAUUCAAGAGCUAAGGUUCACGGGAACUCCUUCCAGAAAAAUGUCACAUUACUCUUUGGAACUGGCCAUGCAGUGGAGGAAAAAUCAAAUGGGUCAAGUGGACCAAGACAAAGGGCAGAAGCUUUGGCUGCUUUAUCUUCUGCUUUUAGCUCAUCGUCUAUGAAAACGAGUAGGGAGAGAUUGAAUGGGUUAGACCAUGGAGGACCAAGACAAAGAGCGGAAGCUUUAGCUGCUCUAAACUCUGCAUUUAAUUCUUCAUCAACGACGAAGAGAGUUGCUCCUAGGCCACCUGGAAAAGGUCAAGGAUCGCAAAGAGCAGCCGCCUUGGCUGCUCUUUCAUCGGUUCUUACUGCUGAAAAGAACAAACAAUCACCUGAUUCAUCUCCUGAGGCCAGCCGCAGUCCUGUCCCAGAGAGUGUCAUUUUUGAAGUUAAAAGUGGAAGUGAAUAUUCUGAAGUUGAUGAAACUACUGAAGCCAAGGAAAUGGAAGAAGUUGCCCCGGAAUCUGGUAGCAGUGAAGGUCUGGAAUCUAGUCAAGAAAAUGUGGAAGAUGAAAAUAAUGACCAGAGUAGUCAAAGGACAUUCAGUUAUGAUCAGUUAAAGACUACGUCUGGCAAAAAUGUGUCUGGAAUUGACCUUGAACGGCGUGAGGCUUAUCUGUCGGAUGAAGAAUUCCAGACUGUAUUUGGAAUGGUAAAAGAAGCAUUUUAUAAAUUGCCGAAAUGGAAGAAAGACAUGUUGAAAAAGAAAUUUGAAUUGUUCUAG
This is a messenger RNA of Lathyrus sativus (Indian pea), 2877 nucleotides long. Lineage: Eukaryota; Viridiplantae; Streptophyta; Magnoliopsida; Fabales; Fabaceae. The record is from the annotation of a GenBank genome assembly.